Fusarium oxysporum Fo47 is the source of this 1959-nucleotide messenger RNA. RefSeq lists its product as uncharacterized. NCBI's taxonomy places the organism in Eukaryota, Fungi, Ascomycota, Sordariomycetes, Hypocreales, Nectriaceae. Bases 1 to 1959 code for a protein of 652 amino acids. The record is from RefSeq and is a predicted model, not a curated record. The transcript is spliced from 5 exons.
AUGGCGGGAAAUAACGUUGGUAACUUCACUAGUAGCACUGAGGCUAUGUCGACCCAGCCCAGCGCUCUAAUGCCUCGGUAUAUAGUCAUCCAUCGGGUGGAAUGCCCUGGAUCAACACCAGUCCAUUCUCGCCAUCCUGCUAUUUCGUCAUUUCUCGACGUUCCACGUCUGUUUGUCGGCGACAACAAAGCAAGCCCACUCAGGGGUCGAAUUCCGGAUGAGAAUUCCCAGCUGCUUGCCAGAAAGGAUCCUAAUAUUUCUUUCAUUAUACACCGCACCUACAACUGUCUCGAUUACCAUAACACAGUAUUCGAGGCCUUACGGGAGGCAUCAGUGAACUCUGCGCCACCUGAUCUGAGUUCUCAGUUAUGUCUCGAUGCUGAUAAUGCUGUAGCAGAAGGAGAGUAUAUGGAAAUUGUAUCGACGCAUUUGAACAACGCAAUAGAAGCAGUCAAAGAAGCAGACACUAAACAAGACUCUGUGGACGAGUCAUUGUUACUGGGCUGGAAACGAGAACAAAACAUGAUGGCACCAUACCUUCAUUUCUAUCACACUCGGAAUCUGCUGCGCGACCACGUUCCCCACUUACCAGAGCGUCAAAGCAAAGACAUCAAUCUCCUUCUUGAGUACCUGGACAAGGAAUUUAGCCCCGACUAUCAAGAAGCCGAGAAGCUUUUUCUUGGUGAUGGGCUUGUAAGCAGAAAACAUUUUCACAAGCUAUUUGGGCCGAGAGAGAUAAUAGUAACUGUUGAGGAGGGCAAUCACAUCGCCAUGGUUUCAAAAUAUCCUCCUCUCCCUGGUUCGAAUCCGAUAAGGUUAGAAUGCGAAAUGUGGAAAUUCAACGGCCGUUUUGCAAAAUUCAAAAGGAUUGUCACCAUAUGCUGGCCAAAGCAUGCCGCGGAGGUAGACAAGGUCCCAAUAAAGUCCCUCGGUAUCUUUCCACUAAGAUUUGACCAACAACUUGAGUAUCGCCUUAGAAAGCGUGGGGAGCUUUUCUGGCAGCUUCGAAAACCAAGAUUAGUUCUUUACACUGCCCCAAGCCAGGUUCUCGAUUAUCGCAUGGGAAAUGGUCGUUAUAUGGUUGACAUCGAAACCUAUCGUCGUUUUCACAGAUUAAACACCAUUGAGAACGCGGUCACUGAGCAUGUUGACGAGUACCUACCAUUGGAAGCCACCGAGUCAGAUUCACCUCCUACCGGCAGCUUUACCCUUCUACUACCACCGACAACAUAUGGCUUCGGAUUCCACGACAAGAAGUGGCGAAAGCUUGUUAUAGAAUACGCGGCUGAUAUAGUCUGGAACGAGGAUAUGUUUGAUAUGCUGGUCCUUCCAGAGAGUGAGAAGAACAUUCUAAGGGCGCUUCUACCCGAAAACAAGGCAUCUAUAGAUGCCUUAGCAAGCCGAGACCGGGGUAGAUUGAUUCUACUUUGUGGUACCGCAGGAACUGGCAAGACAUUCGCAGCGGAGGCUCUCGUCGAAUUGGCAAGGAAGCCAUUGUAUCGAUUAACGCCAUAUGAAAUCGGUAUAGAGCUUAAUCAAGUUGAGAAUAACAUCAAAGAGGCGUUCUAUCUUGGUGAUAUCUGGAAUGCAGUGGUCUUUACGAUGGAAGGGACGAGUGAUCUAUAUCAAAGCGCCCUCCGAGACCGAGGCCAGUUAGUCUCUCUCUUGCGCCUCACCCGAUUGGGAACGUUGCCGUUGGGAAAGACCAUUGGCGCAUUCCGAUCCAAUAAUGAUCACAAGGUCUCGAACAAUUUCGGAGACGACAAUUUCGCAGAUAUACUGCCUGAUGACUAUUCGAAUAUGUAUUUGUCUCGUAGAGAGAUUCAGACCAUGCUUCGGACAGCAGAGAAAUUUGCAUCCUAUGAAAAGGAGGUUAUGAAUGCGUCUCACGUGAAACAGGCGGCGAAAGUGUUGGCAAUUUAUAAGAGGGACAUCGAAAACAGCAUCUAUAAUAGCUGA